AGCAGGGCCCUGAGCCGACGUGACUGGGCGGCAAAUCCCCCCCAUCCCGUGCAUGGUUCGCCUGGCCUGUGGGCACAGGGGGGCUACCCCCAGCCCCACGUAUCUAGGGGGGCAGGAUAGUGCCUGUCAGGUAGUGUCAUCCCCCCCGUAACACCGGGCCACCCCCGAGGCACAUACCAGACCCCAACCGGCCACACCCCCAUGAGUAUUCGUUAAUGUUAGUGCAUCGCAAUAUGCUGAUGAACGGGGCACUGUGCAGGAGCCCGAGACAGACCCCGCCGGAGGAGCUUACCCACUCCGCCCAGUUUCACAGUCAAACCCACGCGCCCAUCACCGUGUCUUCUUGGCCGGGUGUCGCCGUCUCUGGGGCCUGGAUGCAAAUGGCUUCUUGGUGGGGUUCAGCAACAACAGUGAAGUGCUCCAGGGGGUCGGCUGGCGUGGGUGACUGUACUCCCGUGGCUGUGUGUGAGAAGGGGUUGAGAGUGGCUUGACUCUGCGUGUGUUUGUAGCAUGUGUUUCCCUGGCGGGCUGAGUUUCUGCGUGUCGCUCUGUGCUUCAGUGUGUUUCUGUGACUGUGUUCGUGGUAUUCUGUUUCCGUGCGAUUGCGUGGGGGGUGUAUGUGUAGGAUCGGGUACUCCCCCCUCCAGUGGUUGUCUUUGCUGUAUUAUUUUCGUAUCCCAUUUCUUUAGCCCGGCACGAGGAAGGAAACACUGCCACACCAGCCCUGUGCUCUGUAUUGCUACUGAUGAAAAGGAAGCUAUCUAUAAAGUGAAGAGGGGAGGAAGGGGAAGAAAAGCAACCACCCGGACUCCCAGCAUCCCUCUGCGAACAGCAUGGCUGCCCCCAGGAGCACCUGGAGAUCUCUCUGUCUUAGUCCUAACUAUCCUGGUUGCUUGUGCUGACGCUUAUGCCAUGGAUGCAUCAGUGAAUACAUGGAGCUACUUCUACACUCAUCUGAUGUCAAUAUGGCUAAACAGGUUUUACAUCUACUCUUGUGCAGCUUUUGGCAUCGGUAUUUGGAUCUGCUUUCAGUUCCUUGCCACCAAAGCCAAAAAGCAGGAUGAAAAAUCCACCGAGAAGCUAACUCUGUCUAAAGUAACACAAGAUGUGCUAAUAAAUGGAUAUACAAAGCCAAAGAUGAAGGAAGUUUAUGUUACUGGGGUGAAGGUUUUCUAUGGCUCUCAGACUGGCACAGCUAAGGGAUUUGCAACAAUUCUUGCUGAAGCUAUUCUCUCCCUUAAUUUGCCUGCAGAAAUCAUUAACAUGAGAGACUAUGAUCCAGAUGAUUGUCUAGCCGAAGAGGCAACCAGCAAAAAUAUUUGUGUGUUUCUGGUUGCUACCUACACUGAUGGACAGCCAACUGAAAAUGCAGCAUGGUUCUGCAAAUGGUUAGAAGAGGCUGUGAAUGACUUUAGGUUUGGCAAAACCUAUCUGAAAGGCAUGAGGUAUGCUGUGUUUGGCUUGGGAAAUUCAGUGUAUGUGGACCACUACAACACGGUUGGAAAAAACAUUGACAAAUGGCUGUGGAUGCUCAGUGCUAGUCGUGUCAUGACUCGUGCAGAGGGGGACUGUAGUGUAGCCAAAAGCAAGCAUGGCAGCAUCGAGGCUGACUUUGAUGCUUGGAAGGCCAGGUUCCUCGCAAGGCUCCAGGCACUUCGCAAAGGAAAGAAGAAGCCCUGUAGUGGAAACUGUAAGAAAGGCAAGUGCAAAUCCAAAGGGAGGCAGAGCAAGGAGGGAUCGGAUCGUGAGCAAAGGGUGUCAGAGCAGGAGAACACUGAGGUGGAGGAUUUAUUUGAAACCACCAGUGAGGAGGAGGCGGGUGCUGAGGAGGAUGGAAGCAGUAAUUCUGUCAUUGAUGUUGAAGAUCUGGGCAAAAUUAUGGGUCACAUGAAGAAGGCCAAGAAAGAAUGUGAACUUGAGGAAGAAGCUGGCAAGACAGGUCCAUCUCAGCAGAGCAGUGGGAAAAAUGAGGACAGUGAAAGGAGGGAGAUGAUCACUCCAGGUCUUAGAGAUGCACUUACGAAACAAGGUUACAAAUUGAUUGGAAGCCAUUCUGGUGUGAAGCUUUGUCGGUGGACAAAGUCGAUGCUGCGAGGUAGAGGAGGCUGCUACAAACACACCUUUUAUGGCAUUGAAAGUCACCGCUGCAUGGAGACCACACCAAGCCUGGCUUGUGCAAACAAAUGUGUGUUUUGCUGGAGGCAUCAUACAAAUCCAGUGGGCACAGAAUGGCGAUGGAAAAUGGACCAACCUGAAAUGAUCUUGCAGGAGGCUAUUGAAAACCACAAGAGCUUGAUCAAGCAAUUUAAAGGUGUGCCAGGAGUGAGAGUAGAUCGCUUUGAAGAAGGGAUGGUGGUGAAACACUGUGCGCUGUCUCUGGUGGGAGAGCCAAUUAUGUACCCAGAAAUCAACACGUUCUUAAAACUGCUGCACCGGCACAACAUCUCCAGCUUCCUGGUUACAAAUGCACAGUUCCCUGUGGAGAUUAGGAACCUUGAGCCGGUAACGCAGCUGUAUGUCAGUGUGGAUGCUAGCACCAAAGAAAGCCUGAAGAAAAUUGACCGUCCCCUCUUCAAGGAUUUCUGGCAAAGGUUUCUAGACAGUUUAAAGGCUUUGGCUGAAAAGCAACAGCGCACAGUGUAUAGACUGACACUGGUGAAAGCUUGGAACGUGGAUGAACUCAAAGCCUAUGCUGAACUGGUGUCCCUUGGUAAACCAGACUUCAUCGAAGUUAAGGGAGUGACGUACUGCGGUGAAAGCGCGGCCAGCAACUUAACCAUGGCCAAUGUUCCCUGGCAUGAAGAGGUGGUGCAUUUCGUCCGGGAGUUGGCUGACCUGAUUCCAGACUAUGACAUUGCAUGUGAACAUGAACACUCAAACUGCCUCCUGAUAGCUCACAAAAAGUUCAAGAUCGAUGGAGAAUGGUGCACAUGGAUCGAUUAUGAUCGUUUUCAGGAGCUGAUCCAGGAGUAUGAAAAUAGCAGGGGAUCAAAAACCUUCACCGCAGCAGAUUAUGUAGCCAAAACACCACACUGGGCAGUGUUUGGCUCCAGAGAGAGGGGCUUUGAUCCUUUGGACACUAGAUUUCAACGAAAGAACAAAACAAAGGACAUCUCGGGGUGUUGAUAUCACUUACCUGAUUGACAGAUAGAGCUGUUGUUUGGUUUUUCUUACUUAUAUAGCAUAACUUGGAUACAGAAUAUUUGCACAUAGCCCUGACCCUUGACAGCAACAAAAAGGCAAAAGCCCUUUGUAAUCUCUUCCCUUCUGUUCCUUCUGUCUCUGCGAUUUAAAAUAUUAGACACUUUUUAAUCUAGUACAAAUGAUCCAUAUAAGUAAUUUGCUGUAAUUGGCAUGGUGCCACGUACAUUUCAUUCUAUGUAUAGAUUUUGCAGUUAGAGAGUAACUGUGGCCCACACAAUUUAGUGUUACAGCUUUUAUUAUUUUGUUGCUCAGCUUUUUGGAGUGGAGAGAGCUGGCGCCUGCUUGCUUCCUGUUUCAACAUUUAAAUGUUCUGUUUCAAUAACAAUGCUAAGGAGAGUCGAAUUUUCCAGUGUAACUAUCCCCCUAGUUUGGUUGUCUGAGGGCAUGAAACCUGGGAGCUCUGGUUUUAAAAGCCUGACCCAUACCAGGAGCAUCAUGCCAUUGGCAGCACCUAAGAUUUAUGAACAUGUAUGUCAAACAGAAACACUCAUUGCUAUAAAUAAAAAAACAAAUUAAUCUAGAGCCCGAUCCAGCAAGAUGGAGAAUACCCACUGAAGUUAUAGAACACCUCUAAUUAUGCUGGUAGCGUGAAGCCUUUAAAACUUGCCCAAGUGUCUUCCAACUUCAUGGAUUCUUAUAUUUAAUAUUUUCUAAAUAGUCGUGCCUCCAAACAAAAUGUGUUCAGUUUUGUAUGAACCCUUUUGGGCCAAAUUGUACUCAUCAGAUUUGUGCACACUGUCCUAUUGAUUUCAGUGUGAGUUUUGAGUGAGGUAGGCUAUCAGUAUUUGAUCAUUUGAGUAAGCCGGCAGUGAAUUUUAAUUUGAAUCCCUGACCAGUAGGAAAACCUAAAUACAUCAGGCCUUAAUAUUUAAAGAAUCAUUUCUGCCUUUGAAUGGAAAGACUGGAAUGAUCAACAAUAUUUUGAAAUGACUAGGAAUAAGGCACCAACAGAAUCUCUUGAACCAAAUCAUUACUUGCAUUUUUGGCGGGGUGAUGGUGGCUAAUCUUUGAGCCUAAGUGUCAGUGUGUUUGAUCAAAAUUGUCAGUUGUGGAUGAAGAGCAGUUUUAUUCUAAGCAGUACAGUUAUUCAGGAAUAUUACUUAUUGUCUAAACCCUUCAGCCGUUUCAAUUUUUGCGACAACUUCUGAUUGUGAUGGUAGAGUCUGGAUUUGGGGACUUGUUGUGGCCUUCCUUACACCUGCAUAAAUAUAUAGUAACAACAAUGAAUUUGUCCGAGUUAUAAGUGUAAAACUGGUGUAAGUAAAGUCUGAAUCAGGUUUGGGAUUUUUGUUCGAAGAAAACUAUUGUCUUUUAUCACAGAAAAGUAAAGGUCACGCUGAUGUAUCUGUUGGAGAGACUGGACCACAGAUGGCUUUUUGGGAUAUUCUGAGAUAUUAAAGUAACUGCUACUGGGAAUUUACAUUUAAAUAAAGAUGGGUUUUGUUUACCACUGAGGAAACAAUUGCUUUUGUAUCCCAACAAUCUGUACCAUUCUGUUUGUGAAAUAUGCUUGGGUGUGCUGCAUGAAAACCCCAUGUAAUAUCAAUAUGUCUGCUCAUGUACAAGUUACUAAGCCUCAGUGUGAAAAUAUCUAAGGCCAGAUUCUCAGCUGGUGUAAACUGGAAUAACUGUGUUGAAGUAUUGAUGCUGUGUUGACUUGGACCAGCUGAGGAUUGUGGGUUUAUUUAUAAUCUCCAUCUAUAUGGAGCUUAGACUCCUGUUACAUAUGGCUACUAUAGAAUGGAGUUGUAUUUGAAUAUUUUCCACUUACAGCAAACUUGGAGUAUAAUUUGCCUGUGCAGGUUAAACAAUACAAUUUCAGGCAUAUUAUGGCAAUGUGUUAAAGAGAGCUAUGCUUACUGCCAUGUUUUUAAGAUAUAUGCAUCUUUUAGAUGUGUUCUCUCAGGGUUCCCAGUGAAUGCCAUCAUGUAUCCUGACUGAAACCUAACUACCUAACCUGGCUGUUUUAUGAAGGUUGUUACUAUUUUUUAAUUUCUUUGUAACAGUAGCUGGUAUUUUCAAAAUUAGUAAUAUCCCUGCCUUACAGCUUGGAUAUGUUGGUAUUCGUGGGACUGUAAUUUUUUUUAAGUGCAAUUCUUAAACUGUAAAAAGUGAUUCAGAAAAGGCAGGAAAUAAAGUACUUGACUUUUCAACACAAUCUCUUGUGUGAUUGUGCACCAUUCACCAUUUUUUUCUAUAUAGGGACUUGAAUGAAACAGUUUAAAAAAAAUUGUAAUGGGAAUUUAAAUGUUUGAGCUUUUGGGUUACGUGUAGCGAAAAAGUGUGUGUGUAUGAGAGAGAGAGAGAGAGACGGGUCUGAUCUAUUGUGGUAGAUGUCCUAAUAGGUAAUUUCUCAAGCUUUUUUCCUAAAUGUUCAAGUUUGUUCUGAUGCUAUGGAAGUUAAAGGUUCCAAAUACAAACAGCCAUGAUUCUCUAGAGAGUGAUAUCUAGUGCUUAGAACAUUUUGCUCACUGUAGUAUUGGAUAUAAUAAAAUUGAUAGUUUUUGUGCAUUGUUGCAAAGUCAAAAGUAAGAAUCCUUUUGUUAUCCCCAUACCAUCAACCACAAAGACAGCAUGCUGGCCUUUACGCUAUCUCUACUCUAU
Messenger RNA from Gopherus evgoodei (Goodes thornscrub tortoise), 5808 nucleotides. Its product is annotated as S-adenosyl-L-methionine-dependent tRNA 4-demethylwyosine synthase TYW1-like. The record is from RefSeq and is a predicted model, not a curated record. The coding region runs from base 511 to 3126 and encodes 871 amino acids. Gene Ontology annotation, biological process: wybutosine biosynthetic process. The transcript is spliced from 18 exons. NCBI's taxonomy places the organism in Eukaryota, Metazoa, Chordata, Testudines, Testudinidae. Gene Ontology annotation, molecular function: FMN binding; 4 iron, 4 sulfur cluster binding; catalytic activity.